CAAUCUUCUACCCACCCUCUCUCUAUGCUUUUAAAUAUGCCCCUUGCUCAAUCUUCACCCUUCCCCUUCCCCUUCUCUCUGGCCUCUUUAUUAUCCUAUCAACCUUCACACAUCAGCAGCGAACAGAAACAACUUAGCCUUGAGUGGAGUUCCAGACAGAGCAAGCACACAGCAUCAUACCAUUAGCAAUUUGUUGGCAAGGCAUGGAAGAUCAGUAUCAGUCGUUGCUGUACAAGGCUGGCCUCUUUAUCAUCUCUUUGAUGUCCAGAUGGCUUCUUGGACCCAUGUCCUCACUUUGGGACGCCUAUAAUCAUGAUGACGAUGGCGACGAUGAAGCCCGGCGGCACCAGCACCGAGUCUCCGCGCAGGCGGUGAGGAAGAUGUUGCAGGUGGCCACGUUCAGAGACAUCGUUAGUGCCGGUGCCACCGUAGAGGGUCCCACGUGCGCCGUGUGCCUGAACCAAGUGAGGAACAGGGACAGGGUGUGGGAGCUGAGGAACUGCAGUCACAUCUUUCACAUGCGGUGUCUGGACCGCUGGCUCGACCACGACGACCAACUCACCUGCCCUCUCUGCCGGGCCCCACUAUUGGCGUCCCGGGGAGCGGCAACUUCAUUGUUAUCGCCGUCAGAGGCGAGUUGGGCAGUGGAGAAGCUUCUCUACCUCUUCGGAGAUGACCUGCUCUUUCCUCAUCUUUCUUCUCCCUCGCUGGAUAUUCCCUCUUCGUUAACCAGCUGAUCGAGUUUAUGCCUUUGUGGUGGGGCAUGUAUUUGUAAAUUAGUGUAUACACGAUAUCAUGUAUUUGUAAUUAAGCAAUCUAGAGGUUGAGCACAGCGGCCUGCUAGCUACUAUACAUUGCAAUGCUUAUUACUUGUUAAUGUUAUAUAAUUCUUUCUCACGGAAGGAAGGGGAGUUAUAAGAUCAA
Messenger RNA from Dioscorea cayenensis subsp. rotundata (Guinea yam), 924 nucleotides. RefSeq names its product E3 ubiquitin-protein ligase RHA1B-like. Bases 204 to 737 code for a protein of 177 amino acids. The record is from RefSeq and is a predicted model, not a curated record. Gene Ontology annotation, molecular function: ubiquitin protein ligase activity. Lineage: Eukaryota; Viridiplantae; Streptophyta; Magnoliopsida; Dioscoreales; Dioscoreaceae. Gene Ontology annotation, biological process: protein ubiquitination. The transcript has a single exon.